Molecule: messenger RNA, 633 nt
Organism: Cucumis sativus (cucumber)
Lineage: Eukaryota; Viridiplantae; Streptophyta; Magnoliopsida; Cucurbitales; Cucurbitaceae
Product: gibberellin-regulated protein 11
Exons: 3
Coding region: 138-446 (102 amino acids)
Source: RefSeq, a predicted model, not a curated record
UCCCCUACUUUCUCAUUCACCUAACACUCUAACACCUCCCCCCCUUUAUAUUUACUAUAAAUAUCAACACUUCCUUUCUCAUUUGCAUUGCAUUUUCUAAGUCGUCUUUCCUUUCUUUCUUUCUUCAUCUUAAUACCAUGGCACUUCCUAAAAUCAUCGUCUGUCUUCUUGCGUCCUCUCUUCUCGUUCUUUGUUUUGUUGAAGCUGAUGAUCAGAUGGUCGUUGGUGUUGCAGCUAGUAGUCCCACUAAGACUCAAAAUAUUGAUUGUGGAGGAGCUUGUGCAUCGAGGUGCAAAUUAUCAUCAAGGCCGAACUUGUGCCAUAGGGCAUGUGGGACGUGCUGUGCACGUUGCAGCUGUGUGCCGCCGGGCACUUCCGGAAACUAUGAGGCUUGCCCUUGCUACGCUACACUGACCACUCACGGCGGCCGGCGAAAGUGUCCUUAAGUUAUUUCAUUGUUAAAAAAGAUACUGUGUUGAAAAGUCCGUCAUAAUCUCUCCCAUGCAAAAGUCUGUAUUCUGUUCUGUUUUUGUUCAUCGUCAUCUUCAACGUUUAUAAGCUUUGAUUUAUAAAUAAAAAUUUGAAGGAGUUGUUUAAUAUAAUGAAUUAUUUAUCUAAAAUAAAAUUUCUAUA